This is a messenger RNA of Belonocnema kinseyi, 2079 nucleotides long. RefSeq names its product protein abrupt. NCBI's taxonomy places the organism in Eukaryota, Metazoa, Arthropoda, Insecta, Hymenoptera, Cynipidae. The transcript has 4 exons. Gene Ontology annotation, cellular component: nucleus. The record is from RefSeq and is a predicted model, not a curated record. Gene Ontology annotation, molecular function: protein binding. Bases 101 to 1123 code for a protein of 340 amino acids. Gene Ontology annotation, biological process: regulation of transcription by RNA polymerase II.
GAUGUUCUAUGGUUCUGAUCACGUCUGAUUUUUUAUUGCAAAGUGCCAUUUGCUAAGUGAAGUGACGUGAAGAAAAAAGUUUCCUGUUUUGGACGGAAUUAUGGAAGGUCAACAAUUUUGCUUACGGUGGCACAAUUUUCAAAACACAUUACUGAGUUCUUUACCAAAGUUACUGGAUGGAGGUCACCUCACAGAUGUUACGCUGAGUGCUGGUGGUAGACACAUUCACGCCCACAGGAUAAUUCUUUCAGCUUGUAGUUACUACUUCAAAGAAUUAUUUAAAGACUUGAAUAACUCCCAGCACCCUGUUAUCGUCUUACCAGGAAUGGAGUAUUCAAAUUUGUGUGCACUAGUCACAUUUAUGUACAAUGGAGAAGUAAAUAUUUAUCAGGAACAAUUACCUGCAUUAUUAGCAAUGGCAGACACUCUGCACAUUCGAGGACUGGCAGAUAUUGCCGGGAAAAAUUCAAACUACGAUAAUGGAAUGGUUGUCGAUCCACCGAUUUCUUCUCAGGGGAAGGAAGUCGCCAACAUGACGGUAAUGACAGAGGCAAAAGACAAUAAUCUAAGCUCAGAUACGUUGGAGUCAGUACCUGGAAAUUACGUGAAUGACAAUAUAGAAGAGGAAUCAUCGAACGACUUAGAUAGUAUUCCCUGUAGUGUGAAAACCAAACCCUACUAUUCCAUAAAUGCUAAGCUAAACCAAAGAGAAAGAAAAUCUGUGAUAGGAAAUGUCCCUCCUAUAAAACAGAUCGAGACGAAUUAUGUAGGAAACGUUGUUGAAGAAUCGCCACCGAUUAUGGAAGAGAGAAAUCCAAUGUUAGAAAAUGCAAAGCCUCCACCAAUUUUAGACGCGAAUUUUAAAUUUCUCUCUGGAUCACUUUCUAACAGGACCUCACAGACUUGCAAUAAAACAAGCGUGACUUGUCUAAUUUGCGGUAAACAAUUGAGUAAUCAGUAUAAUUUGAGAGUUCACAUGGAAACUCACAGUAAUAGUUCGUAUAGUUGUACAGCCUGCUCACACGUGUCACGCUCUCGUGAUGCACUCAGGAAGCACGUUUCGUAUAGACAUCCUGUGACGUCUCCGCAAAAACGUCCUAGAUAUAAUUCGUCAAAACCAUAGAAAAGUUUCUAGCAAAUAUUUUAAAGUCGAUUUCGAUACCUCUAUGUUGAAAGAACGUCUCUUGGAGUGUAUGACUAAAUCUAAAACGACCUCUCUGGCGUUGGUCGUCCAAACUAACCCAUUGCUUUUUAACCCUCAAACCGUACACUGUUGCGAAUUCGCACCCAAAGUUUUUUCAUUUUGUUGGCAUUUACGCAAUCACCGCUGCAGCGGAUUAUCCCCACAUAUAUUAAAUAUAUAUGUUGAAUAUAUUAAAUAAUUAAUAUUAACAUUGCGAACAAACCAAUUCGCACCAGUGAACCGUUUACGCAUGGUAAACACGGUAAACAGCAGAAAGAUUUAGUAAUUAGUACUCGCUGUUUUAGUAUAUGAUUUAGAAUUAUUUUCAAUUCACUUGAAUUCUUUUUAAUUGCUUGGGAUGCUUUUAAACUCUUUCGGAGUCAAAGAAUUUCGUGGUUAAUUUAGAGGCUCAGCGCCAGUGUGGUUGUUGAGUUUAAACGUACACUGAAAGAGGCUCUUUUAACAUCUGGCUAUUGAUUUAAUUGUUUAAAAUCUCCGUGAAUUGAGAGAUUUUCCACCGAAAGUGGGUUUCAGUUUGGAAAUAAUUUUUGGUAUAGGAGAGUUUUGAAAAACGCUGAAAUACUUUAAGAUACUUUUGAGGGUUUCUGAGAGUAGAUAUUAAUGGAAGGGCGAACAAGUUCCUUGAAACCUUUAGUGUUCAAAUUGUUAUUGUUUCCUUGUUAUCGUUAAAUCGUUUUAAUAAAGACAUCUUAGAUAUACGAUAUGUAUAUAUUAUAUAUGUAAUCUCCAUUUUCACGACGAGCUGUACUUUAAAAGUUCAUUGUCACUAGGUCAUCUAACUGUCAUAUAUUUAGGUUUUGUAGAUAACAAUCGUGUAAAUAUGUAGAAUUGUUUUCCUAUACAUAAAUGGUUGCGCUCAGAAAAGUUAUAAAAUA